GAGAUUAUCCUGGUGUUGAUCAUCACAAUGGCUAGUAUUCUAAAAUCUUGCAUGCAAUUCACGUUGAAAUCUGUGAACCUGAUAAUGGCAAUGGUAGGGAUUGCUAUGAUCUUAUAUGGCUUUUGGAUGCUCAGGGUUUGGCAUAGAGACAUGUCAGGCUCAUCUUAUGAAGACUUGGAUUAUACUGCUCCAUGGUUUAUAUACACUUUUCUGGCCACAGGUGUCACCUUAUGCCUACUAACAUGCCUAGGCCAUAUUGCUGCUGAUAGUGCAAAUAGAUUUUGCCUUUUAUGUUACAUGGUGAUAAUCUCAGUGCUUCUACUGAUAGAGACUGGAAUUACAGCUGAUAUACUCUUAAACGAAGACUGGGAAAAGGAUAUACCCGAUGAUCCAACGGGGAGGUUCCGUGAUUUCAAACAAUUUGUGGAGACUAAUAUCGACAUCUUCAAAUGGAUAUUCUUGAUUAUUUUCUUAGGACAGGGACUUUCAGUACUAUUGGCUAUGGCUCUGAGAGCUUUUAUUCCCACCAACCAAUGUUCAAACUAUGAUAGUGAUAAAGAAUUCACUCAAGCCAGGCAACCACUCAUAAAUAACCAUGCUCAAAAACCUGCUUAUGUCAUUGGAGAACCUCCUUUUGCAAACAAGAACGAAACUUGGAACACGAAUAAGUGAUAGAAAGGGAGUCUGAGAUUUUACGUAUCAUUUACAUAUCACAGGGGAGAGAAACAGAAAAGCAGAGCUGCUAUGGAAAACACUGCCAAGCUAGAAGCACGAUUGAUAUUCAGACCAGAAAACAAGUUUCAGCAUCGCGUUAGAGUGGUUAAAUUCGUAAAUCAUGUCAUUUUUCCGUUGUGUUAUGUUCAUAAUUUGUGUUAUAUAGACUUUGACACGUUCAUACA
Molecule: messenger RNA, 899 nt
Organism: Hibiscus syriacus
Lineage: Eukaryota; Viridiplantae; Streptophyta; Magnoliopsida; Malvales; Malvaceae
Product: tetraspanin-19-like
Exons: 6
Coding region: 28-672 (214 amino acids)
Cellular component (GO): membrane
Source: RefSeq, a predicted model, not a curated record